This is a messenger RNA of Rodentolepis nana, 858 nucleotides long. NCBI's taxonomy places the organism in Eukaryota, Metazoa, Platyhelminthes, Cestoda, Cyclophyllidea, Hymenolepididae. The record is from the annotation of a GenBank genome assembly.
AUGUUUGUGCCCUUCGAUAAUUCAGAGCCUUCCAUUUUAAAAGUUCUUCAAUAUUUUUUCAUCACCCUUCUAGCUAUUCGUUGUAAUAAAACGGAGAUGCUUGCAAUGGUUCCAAAACGCGCAAGUCUAGCAGGCGCUCGCAGCACGCUGACUGAAGCCCAAUUUGGCCUGUCAGAGCAGAAUAUGUUCAAUCAAUUUGGCAAUGUUGUAACAAUUAUGUGUCAAGGAGCCUUUUUCUACCCCGAUCAUUCAUACGAGAAGUUCAUUGCGUGCGGAUUGAAGUCUAGUAGUGAAACGGAAGGAGAAUGGACUGGGUAUGGAGGAACAUCCUUACCACUGCCAUUGGAAUGCGAACCCGUGACAUGUCCAUAUGAAGAGGCUUUCUUGAAAGCCCAAUACAACAUCGAGAAAGAAUUUCAAAUCAAAUAUGAAAACGGAAGUACUAUGCAUUUGACCAGUCUGAAAGCAACGCCGUAUCCCUACAAAACUAAAAUUACUUACACUUGCAGCGAAGGUUAUGAAACUGUUACCAAAACGCAACAACUGAUCCUUAUUUGCGAAAAAUUUGGAAAGUGGGUGCCUCAAUUGAAUCCAUGCUUAGAGAAAGAAAAGGUCAUGAGCAUAACUUCAUCAGGCCGAUACGUUCCACCAUCGGUUGAAGCGCUAUCAGCAACUAAAAUUGGUAUUACUGUGAUUGUUAUAAUUUUCAUCUUUCUUACUUCCAUUGUUCUUCUUGAUUUGGCAACUCUAAGAAGAGAUAUUGGCUGGAUGUUCACCAAUAUUCGUUUGCAGAAACGUCUGUGGCAAGCCAAGAAGCGUGUUCGUGAAGCAAAGAGGAAGCGUGUUAAGAACCAAUAA